Molecule: messenger RNA, 1566 nt
Organism: Miscanthus lutarioriparius
Lineage: Eukaryota; Viridiplantae; Streptophyta; Magnoliopsida; Poales; Poaceae
Source: the annotation of a GenBank genome assembly
AUGGAUGCGCUCCGCAACGCGCUUCUCAGCGAGCUCGCCAGCAGAGCCAUAUCCUUCCUGGUGUCCACGUGCGGGAGCAGGCUGAUGCCGGUGCCGGCGACCGUCCGGGAGCGGGAGGAGGAGAGGCUGAUGCACCGUCUGCGGCUCCUGCUCCUGAGGAGCGCCACGAUCGUCGAGGAAGCCGAGGGCCGGCGCGUCACCAACCGUGGCGUGCUACGGCAGCUCAGGGUCCUGAGCGACGCGAUGGUGAGAGGCCACUACGUCCUCGACACCAUCAGGUACGACGCCGGCGGAGGAGAACGGCGGGAAGAAGAAGACGGCAGCAAGGAGGUGGUUCCAGCGUUCGCCCUGUCCAGAUCCACCCUAGCCAAGCGUGCCCGGUGCGAGUUCUCAUCUGAAACCACGGCCACGGCCGGCCCGGCACGCAGGAGGGACACCUCUCUCCAGCUACAGCGGAUGGUUCGCAGCCUGGAGGCCAUCCUCGCCGGCGCCAUGGAGCUGGCCGUGUUCCUGACGGCCUGCCCGCCCGUGUCGUGCCGCCAGCCUUACAGCGCCCAUCUGUUCCUGGACAAGUGCAUGUUUGGCCGACACGCGGAGAGGGACCAGGUUCUUGAAUUCUUGCUGCAAGCUGAGCCGCCGGGGCCGGUGACUGCUGCAAACCCGGGGCCGGGCGUUCUUCCGAUCGUCGGCCCCGCGCUCAUCGGGAAGAGCACUCUUGUGGAGCAUGUCUGCAACGAUGAGAGGGUGCGCGGCCAUUUCUCCCUUAUUCUGUUGCACGCUGCUGCCGGGAGUGCUGGCCUUGGAGGUCUCGGAACCAUGGCCACCUUGAGGGACAACUGCGCGACCAAGCAUCACAGCAGCACGGAAGACGAAAGAUGGUUGCUUGUCAUCGAGCUCUCAGGGGACGUGGACGACGAGGAAUGGAACAGACUCUUCUACUCUCGUGGAAGAUGCAUGCCACGGGGGAGCAAGGUGAUACUCACGAGCCGGUCUGAGAAGAUCGAGAGGUUCGGGACGACACGAGCUGUCCGGCUGAGAUGCCUCAGCACGGAAGCCAUGUGGUAUUUCUUCAAGCUGAGCGCGUUCGGGAGCGCUGACCCAGACGAGCACCCGAAGCUGGCGUCGUUGGCCAUGGACAUGGCGGUCGAGGCGCGGGGGUCGUUCCUGAUCGCCAACAACAUGGCCGCCAUGGUGAGAGCCGACCUCAGCAGCUGGCAGCUCUGGUGCAAGGUUCUCGCGUUGGAGAGGCAUUACAUGCGGAAGAACCUCGUGCUGUUCGGUGAGUACCCGGACGACCUCAAGGCCAAGGAUCGUCCUCGCCGCACUUGGAGCAUGAACAAGCUGCGGAAAUCCAAUGAGUGUUUCCUCGUGUACGAGACUUACCAGAGGUGCUCAGCUCAACCUCAACAGGAGGACCUCCCGGACCCGGAGGUGACGAUGAUGGAUAUGUUGUUGGAACGAGCACAACCACGAGGAAGGUUCGAGGUCUUGUGUUGGAAAUCUGUGCUGCCGCCCUGCUUUAGCUACAUAUGUCAAUGUGAGAUCCGUGGUACAUAUGCCCAAUAG